AUGACAAACAAAAAGCAAAGAAGUAAUGUCGGUCUAAAUGACUCAUCCCAGGAGCGAUCUAAAGCUCAGGUAGAGGAAUAUAAUAUUCUUGUAGCUCAACGCGAUGCACUAACAAAUGAAAUAAGUAGAUUUCAAACAUUUUUAGAGAAUAAAUGUAUAGAUUUAGACAAUCCUCGAGACAACCCUAUAUUAAAAAUAGAUUUGAGCACCCGUUUAACUAAUAUUGAGCCCAUUCUUAGUGAAUUUAAAAUUAUUCAGCUAAAAAUUGAGCAAUUGUGCUUGGCUAAUGAUUUCGAAGAAUCAGAUAGCCAAGAGCAAGAGCGUACUGAAUUUGAAAAUUUAUUUUAUGAAACUGUAUCCAAUGCCAAAGCAACUCUAGAAAGAGUUGAUAAAAUUAUUAAUGCAAGUGUGCAGCCAGACUUAAGCUCAAUCCCACAUUUACCCACCUUUCAAUCAAUAUAUCCAUAUGGUCCUCGUUUGCCCCCUAUACCCCUACCUAAAUUUAAUGGCUCUUAUGAGGCAUGGACCAACUUUAAGGACACAUUUUUCUCUUUAAUAGACAAAAGUACACAAAUUAACAAUGUGGAAAAAUUUUAUUAUUUGCAAUCUACCCUACAGGGAGAGGCAGCUCAAAUCAUUAGCUCAUUGGCAGCUACCGAGCAUAGUUAUGCUACAGCAUGGUCUCUAUUGCAAGAAAGAUAUGAAAAUAAAAAGGCAAUCAUACAUUCCCACAUUAAAUGCAUUUUUGAAUUGCCUGUUAUCAAAGACGAAUCCCACAUUCAGCUACGAAAAUUCUUAGACCUAUUCCAAACCCACUUUAAAUCUUUACAAAACCUCGGGGAACCAGUUAAACAAUGGUGCACGCCUGUCAUAUAUCUGUUGAACUCAAAACUAGAUUUUUCAACCCGAAAGGAAUGGGAAACUUUCACUAAAGAUAUUGAAAUUCCAACAAUCCAGGAUUUUUUAACAUUCUUAUCUCAGCGAUGUUGCUUUUUAGAAUCUUUGGAUUUUAAACUAAAUAAUAAAAAGUUUCCUAGUAAGUUUGAAAAAUCCUAUGAACGUAAAACUUUAAUAACCCAAAAUGCUCUACGCUCAUGCUCUAAUGUAGUGUGUCCCAUGUGUAAAGAUACACAUUUUAUCUAUUCAUGCAGAAAGUUUUUAGAGUUGUCUGUAUCAAGUAGGUUUUUUGAGGCAAGGAAAGCAAAUCUAUGCACAAACUGCUUGCGUCCAGGCCACAGACAUGGAGAAUGUCAUUCAACAAACAGUUGUAGAAGAUGUCAAGCGAGGCAUCAUACCCUCUUACAUAGAGAAUCUAAUCAGGAUUCUAAAUACAAUUCUAAUAUCCACUCAACUGGUAAACCUCAUCAAUCCCAAUCAAGAUAUAUGCAACCUAACCUUUUACAGCCUAAACGAGAAACAAACUCAAAUUAUACAAAUACUUUCAAUUCUGGACAGCCUAUGAUGCAAGGCAAUAACGCCAAUCAUCAAUCUCAUGUAACCGUAACGAAGCAGGCACCCUUUAGUCCUGGUAGCCAACAACAAAAUCCAAUCAAUCAUAGUCUUAUGUGUGAAACCCCAAAUGCACCCCUCUCCCAUAAUUCGGGGUAUUCAGAUUUACCCAGUACAAGCCAAGCAACCCAAAACCUGUAUUGUGCCAGCCAAAAUCCCAACUCAUUUGUUCUUCUUUCUACAGCAUCCUUAUGUAUUUAUGACAAAAACCACAAACCCAUUAUUUGCAAAGCCAUUUUGGAUAAUGGUAGCCAAUCAAACUUUAUUAGUGAAAAAUUAUUCAAGCUAUUAAAUAUACCAUACCAAUCUGUGAAUAUGUCAGUCUCUGGCAUAGGCCCUGACGUCACAAACCUCACUAAACGAGUCCAGUUACAAAUAAAGUCCAUGGUCAAUAAUUUUUCAGCUAAAAUCCCAGCCUUGGUGAUUAAUAAAAUCACAGAGCUUACACCUCAAAUUCCCAUUGACAUUUCUAGCAUAAAACUACCCGCUGACAUCAUUCUUGCUGAUUCAAGCUUUCACACCCCUUCGGAGGUUGAUCUUCUGAUAGGAGCUGGUUUAUUUUAUAAUAUACUUUGCUCUAGGCAAAUAAAAACUGGUAAUGGCAAUCCCAUUCUACAAGAGACCCAGCUUGGAUGGGUAGUAAGCGGACCACUUUCUUUACUGGCAAAUGUUUCCUAUGCAUCAUCGUAUAAAACCCAUAGCCAAUCAUUGUUUUGCACCAAUGACCUCCAAGGCUGUCUUGAAAAAUUUUGGUUGACAGAAGAAACCACUCAGCAAGUACCCCAAGUCCUCUCUAAAGAAGAGCUCGAAUGUGAAGAUCAUUUUCAAGAAACCACUCAUCAGGACUUAACAGGCCGCUUCAUAGUACAACUACCUACUAAACCCAAUGUUUUUAAUCUAGGUGACUCUCUGCAGCCUGCUUUAAAGAGAUUCUAUUCUCUGGAGCAGAAAUUUGACAAGCACCCAGAAAUUAAGAAAUUAUACAUAGAUUUUAUUAAAGAAUAUAUCUCUUUGGGCCACAUGUCUGAAAUACAACCUAAUCAAUCAAUUGAUUCUAAGUAUCCAUGCUAUUAUCUUCCCCACCACUGUGUCGAAAAGGUUGAUAGCACCACAACCCGUUUAAGAGUAGUCUUUGAUGCCUCUUGCGUCUCAAGCACGGGCCUAUCCCUGAACGACACCCUUAAAAUAGGUCCUAAUAUUCAAAACGAUUUGUUCUCCAUCAUUGUGAAAUUCCGUAAACACAAUUAUGUUCUUAUCGGUGACAUCGCCAAGAUGUAUCGCCAGGUUUUACUAGAGCCAUGUCAACGCAACCUUCAGCGUAUAAUAUGGCGGGACAACCCCAACGAAAAUAUUCGACAUUUUACCUUAAAUACUGUCACUUAUGGUAUGGCAAGUUCCUCCUAUUUAGCUACUCGCUGUCUCAAGGAAAUUUCUGAUCGUUCUAAAAACAACUACCCCCAUGAAAGUCAAGUGUUACGUACGGACUGCUACGUUGACGAUAUCGCGUCAGGAACUGAUACCAAAGAAGAGCUUAUCGUCCUUGGAAAGAAUCUUGUUGCUCUUCUUAAGAAAUUUGGAUUUGACUUAAGAAAGUUUUGCUCAAAUGACCCCGAAGUGUUAUCAGAGUUAAGCCCAGAUGCAUCUAAUGACACACAUUUUAUUCUGAAUGAUGAGCAUAGUACAAAAACCCUUGGGAUAUCCUGGAAUCCCAGACAAGAUUUAUUUAUAUACACUUCAACCAUAAACUCCAAUUCUAAACCAGUAACAAAAAGAACCAUUCUUUCCUUAAUUUCUCAAAUCUUUGACCCGUUGGGCCUCUUAGGUCCCAUGAUAGUUCAAAUAAAGCUGCUCUUACAAAAGUUAUGGCUUCUCAAGGUCGAUUGGGACGAUCCUGUUCCCAGAGAUGUUUUUCGAACUUGGAAAAAUUUUACUUAUCAUCUAUCUUUAGUAGACUACUUUCGAAUUCCUCGACAAGUAACCAUCAAAAAUGCAAUUUUCUUAGAGCUCCAUGGAUUUUGUGACUCCUCAAUAAAUGCCUUUGGAGCAUCUAUCUAUGUGCGUUCAAUCGACCCACUUGGCAACAUUGCAGUCAACCUCUUAUGUGCUAAAAGUCGAGUAGCUCCCCUAAAGGCUGCAACCUUACCCCAUCUCGAGCUUUGCGGAGCUCUAGUUUUAUCACGAUUGAUGAAGAAGGCUCUAAAUGCCCUAGAUUGCAACCCAGACAAAAUAAAUUUUUAUACCGACUCUACCAUAGUUCUCUGUUGGAUUUCUUUGGAACCUCGCCAGUUAAAGACUUAUGUGUGCAAUCGAGUUUCUGAAAUUCAACAACUUACCAAUAUAAACAGUUGGCACCACAUAUCUUCAACAGAAAAUCCAGCAGACAUAAUAUCUAGAGGCACCAAUCCUCAAGAUCUGAAAUCUUGUUCCUUAUGGUGGCAUGGACCUUCAUUUCUUUCGAAGCCUACAGAAUUUUGGCCAAAGAAUACCAAUAUUUUGAAUUUUAAACGUAAACCACCCGAUCCUGGCAUCCUAGAAUUGAACCCAAAGUCCAUAAUCCUUACUUCAGCUCAUAUAGAAAGAAAUUCUUUGUUUGACAAAUUUUCAGACUACAACAAGCUAGUCAACGUAACCGCCUAUUGCCUUAGAUUUGUUCAGAAUAUAAAAUCACCCAAGACCAUUCGUCAAAUUGGACAUUUAACGCCCACAGAGCGUCAGAAUGCAUUAAAUACUCUAGUCAUCAUGGCCCAAGUUGAAUGUUUUUCUGACGACAUUCGAAACCUUAAAGUUAAGGGAAAUGUAAACCCUCAAAGUAAACUAAAAUCCUUGAACCCAUUUAUAGAUAGUCAAGGUAUUCUGCGUGUCGGUGGACGAUUAAAAAAUUCUUUGCUCGAUUACCAAACCAAACAUCCUAUGUUGUUACCACAAUAUCACCCUUUGACCCGUUUGAUUAUCACUCAUGAGCAUAAAAGAAACUUUCACCCAGGAGUACAAUCAACACUAUCGUUUGUCAGGCAAUCCUUUUGGCCUCUUCAUGGAAAAUCAGCCGUAAAAUCUAUUCUUCGAAAAUGCGUAGUUUGCUAUAAAGUAAAUCCCAAGCCCUUAGCUACCCUCAUGGGAGACUUACCUGAACCCCGAGUUACCCCUUCUAAACCAUUCCUUCACACCGGCGUAGAUUAUGCUGGAUUUUUUCUUAUGAAGGAAUCGAAGUUAAGAAACCGCAGAUUUAUAAAGGCCUACUUAUGCGUCUUUGUCUGUCUAGCUACCAAGGCUGUACACUUAGAGGUAGUCAGCGAUCUAACCUCUCAAGGCUUUAUAGCUAUGCUUAAACGGUUUGUGUCAAGACGAGGGUUGUGUAAACAUUUGUACUCUGACAAUGGAACGAAUUUCGUUGGAGCACGGAGUGAAUUGCAAGAAAUAUUCAAAUUUUAUGAUACUUCUGAGCUUCAAGCUUAUUUUAAAAACAAUAUGAUUAAUUUUCGCUUUAACCCUGCUAGAUCACCACAUUUUGGGGGUUUAUGGGAGGGUGUAGUAAAAUCAUUCAAACACCAUUUGCGGCGUAUUUUAUCUGAGGAUAACCGUUUAACCUAUGAAGAGUUUUAUACCUUUGUGGUUCAGGUAGAGGCAAUAUUGAACUCCCGUCCUAUUCUGCCCCUCAGCAACGAUCCUUUAGACCUUGAAUCCUUAACUCCCGGGAAUUUCCUUAUUGGACAUGCGCUCAAUAUGGUUCCCGAUGCUGACUUCAAGGAGACCCCAAUGAAUCGGCUUACUAGAUAUCAAAUGCUCCAGUCUAUGGUUCAACAUUUCUGGCGGAGAUGGUCGGAGCAGUACCUCCACACCCUCCAUGAGAGAAACAAGUGGCGCUUCAAAAGCGAAAGUCCCAACCUUCUUGGCGCAUUGGUUUUGCUCAAGGAUGACAGCAACCCCCCUUCCAAGUGGACCGCUGGUCGAAUCACUGAUAUUCACCCCGGAAAGGAUGGAGUGGUGCGUGUGGUGAGUGUGCGGAUUUCUAAUGGAAACAUUUUAAAACGAAGUAUCGUUAAGGUAUGCCCUCUUCCAAUUUCCGACUAA
This is a messenger RNA of Anthonomus grandis grandis, 5577 nucleotides long. RefSeq lists its product as uncharacterized. The record is from RefSeq and is a predicted model, not a curated record. The transcript has a single exon. Gene Ontology annotation, biological process: DNA integration. Gene Ontology annotation, molecular function: nucleic acid binding. Bases 1 to 5577 code for a protein of 1858 amino acids. Lineage: Eukaryota; Metazoa; Arthropoda; Insecta; Coleoptera; Curculionidae.